CCUCUAACUCCGUCAUAACGGACACCAUCACACCACUCUCUGCUGCCGGGAAUCCCAACAGAUAUAUAUAAUAAUAAUAUAACUCUGUCCGACUCUCUCUCCUCAUUCUCUGCCUAUUCCCACUCCGAAACCUUAAUUCUUAUUGUAGGAGGAGUUGAUUGAUUUUGGGAGUUUUGGAUGCUUGUUCAAACUCCUCCGUCCUAUGCUUUCUUCAAGUAAGGAAGCUUUUGCAGCAGCCUUCAUCAUUUAUAUAUAGGUGAGUAUGGGGUCAGCUUGUUGUGUUGCUAGAAAGGAUAGAACCUUGAUGAUCGAAACCAAUGAAGAAACUUUGCAAAAAAAUAUGAUAUCUUCACCAUCAUGGAGUUUCCAGUGGGAUACUCAAAGGCGCGUGGCAGGCCAAAGUGAGAAUACUUCAUGUGAACCGUCUCAUGGAACCAGCACAAACAGUAGCAUGGAAAUGGAAUUAAACGGGGCAUUGGUUAUAAAUGGGAGUAAUUUUUCUGGUCAGGGAAGCCCUCUACGAAAUUUUGUAACUCCCACAUCUCAAAAGUCUCCACUUCAUGAAGGACCAAGUGCAAAUUUGAUGACUCCUUUAGUAGAUAUAACUCUGGCUAGCAAUGAGAAUGCAAAGGUACAGACCUCCAUACAAGCUCUGGAAAUUGUAGAUUCAUCUGCCCCAAGGGUUUCACUUUCUGUACCUUCAAGCUCUUCUUUCACGAUGCCAACUGCAGAUCCUUCAUCUUCCCAAACUUGCUCACUUCCAGCAAACUCAACCCAAGCAAGAAGGGCUCACCAUUCACCUAGACACCAGCUUUUAAGGCAACUCUCAGAUAGUCGGAUCCUGGGUCUGAAAUCGCCAAACAGUUACUUGCCCUCCGAGGGUAGGCUAUCUUUUUUGCUCUCCACAUGCAGUGACGAAUUAACAAUCGGAUCCCAAGGUGGCUCUUCUGAUGGCUGGUCCACACGCACCUUCUCUGAGCUUGUGGCCUCUUUUCAAAGAGAAAGAUGUUCCUUCGACAGUGAUUUUUUGGGCUCUGGCCAAGGCAAGUUAAGUGAAUUUAGCAGUACCUUCUCAUAUUCGCCUUCCUUUGAUCUGCAAACUUGUGGGGUUUGCUCAAAGCUAUUGACACAGAAAUCAUCAUGGAGCAGUGAGCUGUCAGUCAAAGCUGUACUGGUCUGUGGGCAUGUUUACCACGCUGAAUGUUUGGAAACUAUGACAUGGGUGGCUGACUGUUACGACCCUCCUUGCCCAAUUUGUACUGUUGGUGAAAAGCAACUGUCAAAGAUGGCCAGAAAAGUUUUAAGAGCUGAACCAGAACUGAGAUCGAGAAGCAAUAAGAAGAUAUGUAGGAGUCGAGUUGUGGAUAGUUAUCAUGAUGCUGAACUCGAUGUUCUUGAUCACCAAAAAACUACCAGUGAGGAGGAAAAUUUUCCAAAGAUGGAAGCCAGUUCAAGUGGAAGGAGAUCCUUUGCAAAGCCCUUCUUGAGGCGGCACUUUUCACUUGGAUCUAAGCGGAGUAGACUGCUGUCAGAGAAUAACUCUGCCAAGGAGUUUGGGGCAAGAUAUCACUAGGAUUGAGCUCCCCGAUUGGGUAGGAGCUUGCACAUUUGCCUCAUAAUACAUGUUAUACUAGCCUCCAGGAAGUUUAGUAGUGUGUGUUCAGCUUUGCUAAUAAUUUUGCAAAAUUAUAUGUUCAGAAAUUCUGAUAUUAAUGUCAAAAUUGAAAGUGAAAGUUAGCAGCAUUGGAUGCCAGUAGAAGUUCAAGGAUGUCCUACAUCUUGUUUAUGACAACUUUGAUAUAAUGAUUAAAUUAUUGGUGCAGCAACCUCAAUGCUAUUCA
Camellia sinensis is the source of this 1841-nucleotide messenger RNA. RefSeq lists its product as uncharacterized. NCBI's taxonomy places the organism in Eukaryota, Viridiplantae, Streptophyta, Magnoliopsida, Ericales, Theaceae. The record is from RefSeq and is a predicted model, not a curated record.